This is a messenger RNA of Centruroides sculpturatus (bark scorpion), 4529 nucleotides long. Its product is annotated as integrin alpha-PS1-like. Gene Ontology annotation, cellular component: integrin complex; external side of plasma membrane. The record is from RefSeq and is a predicted model, not a curated record. Gene Ontology annotation, molecular function: integrin binding. Bases 221 to 3421 code for a protein of 1066 amino acids. The transcript is spliced from 27 exons. Gene Ontology annotation, biological process: cell adhesion mediated by integrin; cell-cell adhesion; integrin-mediated signaling pathway. Lineage: Eukaryota; Metazoa; Arthropoda; Arachnida; Scorpiones; Buthidae.
UCGUUAUUGCUAUUAAAGUCGAGGAUGUAUAGCUAACCAGUGGUAUGCCGUGUCUCGCGAUCGUUAAACUUGCAUCCAAGCAUCAGAGAUAUCGAAGUAGUAGCUGCAUUAGUUUGCUAUUCGUCCGCCAGGUUGAGUAAGUAGUGAAGUGCAGGCGAGACGGGAGGCCAGACAAGUUUUAGUAGAAAGUGCUUGUUGGUGCGCGAGUGUGUGGAGAGGUAUGGCGGUCUUAGGAAGGGUGACUGAAUGUCUGGCUGUGAUGACUAUAUGGCUUUCUGCCCAGGUGUGCACAUUUAACUUAGAACCAAGGCUACCUGUGAUAAAACAAGGAGACAGAGGAUCCUAUUUCGGAUAUUCAGUUGCAGAACAUCAAAUAUUAGAACCCGCAACUAAUGAAGUUUCAGAACAAGUAUUAUUAAUAGGAGCACCUAGAGCACAGACGAAUCAACCUGGUACAAAUCGUUCAGGUGCUGUAUAUAGAUGUCCUAUUUCAACUUGGAGAAAGGAUUGCCAUCAGAUACUAAUAGAUCAACAAAAUGCUCCUCCUGAUAACUCAACAAUUAAAGAUGAUCAGUGGUUGGGUGUUACUGUUAAAAGUCAAGGUCCAGGAAAACAUGUUAUGGCUUGUGCUCAUAGAUACGUAUCCAGAGGUGUUGAUUAUCAGUGGGGGUUAGGUAUAUGUUAUUCUCUUACACCUUUUCUAGAUAUUCAUCAGCCAUGGGAACCUUGUUUAAAUCGACCUGUAGCAAAAGCACAUGAACAAUUUGGUUACUGUCAAGCUGGUACUAGUGGAGAUAUAUCUGAGGACAAUAACAUAAUUAUUGGUUCACCUGGUCCAUACACUUGGAGAGGAACAGUCUUUACUAAUAGUGUGAGAUUUCGAAUGCGGGAUGAUAAAACCUGGUAUAUGGGACCAUUAUCUGAUGAAGCUGCACCAGUUGAUAAAUACAGUUAUCUUGGUAUGUCAGUGACAUCUGGCAAAUUUUUUGGGGAAGUUACAUCAUUUGUAAGUGGAGCUCCACGUUCUAAAGGAACAGGCCAAGUUGUGUUUUUCAAAAAACAGAAAGGAAGCUCAUUAUUUAAGGUUGAGUUAAUUUUAGAUGGUGAACAAUUUGCAUCUUCAUUUGGAUAUUCUCUUACAUCUUUAGAUAUUGAUAACAAUGGCCUCAUUGAUUUAGUUGUUGGUGCUCCAUUUUACUAUGAUAAAAAUGAAGGUGGUGCCAUUUAUAUUUAUAUGAAUCAUGAAGAGGGUCUUUCACGAAAGCCUGAGAAAUUAACAGGGAAACCAGAAUCUAGAUAUGGAUUUGCAAUUGCUAAUGCUGGAGAUAUAAACAGGGAUGGUUAUGUUGAUCUUGCUGUUGGGGCUCCUUAUGAAGGUCAAGGUGCUGUGUAUAUUUAUCUAGGAUCUCCAGAAGGCCUUCGUAAAGAACCUUCACAGAUAAUUUAUGCCAAAGAUUUUCCUAAACAAGUAUUGUCUAGAGUAAAUAUUACAAGUUUUGGAUAUUCUCUUUCUGGUGGAAUGGAUAUGGAUAGAAAUGGGUAUUCUGAUCUUCUUGUAGGAGCAUAUGAUAGUGAUGCAGUUAUUUUAUUAAGAGCACGUCCAAUUAUCAACAUUGUAACGUCAGUGAAAGGAAAGUUAACUAACAUAGAUCCAAGUGUUCUUGGAUGUCCAGCUGACAGAGAUGCUGAUCUUGUUUGCUUUUCAUUUCAAGCGUGCUUCCAAUUCAAUUCAUCUGUUUUAUCUGAAGGGACAAGUAUUAAAUUGCGUUAUAGAAUUGAGGCAGAAACAUUUACAGGAAAAAAAUAUUAUCGUGUAACAUUUGGUUCUUCUUUGAGUAAUACACCAAAUGUUGUGACAAAAGAUAUCAGAGUAAAAGAAGAUAAUGUAUAUAAACUUUCUUGUUUUGAUGAAAUUGUAUAUUUAAAGAACAAAUCUGACAUCCAAAAUCCUAUUAAAUUUAAAAUGACAUAUAGUUUGAUUCAGAAAGAUCCUAUUAUGCCAUCUGAAGGAACCAGACUUCCAGAUAUAAAUCAAUAUCCAAUAUUAAAUCAAGUUGAAGCAUCAAAAGUUUUUGAGGCCAAAUUUUUGAAAGCUUGUGGUUCAAAUGAAAUCUGUGAAUGUGAUUUGCAUUUAGAAGCUGAACUUAAUCUGCAAAAGAAAGGCAAUAUCUUUGAAUUUCCUCUUGGAGAAAAGUUUAUUAAUAUGUCUCUUAAAAUUACAAACACUAAUGAAUCUGCAUAUGAUGCAACUGUAUAUGUUACUCAUUCCCCUAGUUUGACUUACGGAAAUAAGAAAAUGAUAAAAGGUGACCCUGUGAACUGUAUUCCAAUGGAAUCUGUAUUAAAAUGUGAACUAAAUAAUCCAAUGGAAUCAGGAGAAGUUGAAUUUCAAAUUUGGUUUAGUGCAAAAAAUAUUUUACCUGAAGAAAAAAAACUUCAUUUUGAAGUAAAAGUUAAUACAACAAGCGUUGAAUUAACACCUGAAGAUGAUUUAACUUUGGAUGCGGAUGUUAUUAUUGUUGCAGAAUUAGAGUUGAGAGGUGGGCAUGACAAAGAACAGAUAUUCUAUGGUGGGGAAGUAGUAGGCGAAACUGGAAUAACAUACUUGGAAGAUAUAGGAAGUCCAGUUGAUCAUACCUAUUUUCUCAUCAACAAUGGUCCUGCUAAAGUUAGUUCUAUUGAAAUUGUAUUCUCUUGGCCAUAUGAAGUAGCAAACAAAGGAGAAGAAGGAAAAUGGAUAUUGUAUAUGACUGAGGUUCCAGAGAUACGUGGAAAUGGUUUCUGUAAAAUGCAACCUGGUCAAGUUAAUCCUUUGCGAUAUAAAGAAAAUCCAAUAUACCAGAUACCGACAAAAAAACCGGACAUAAAUCUGACGGGGGAGGAGGAAGGCCUGAAAACUGCUCCGCGCCAGCGAAAGAAGAGGGAAGUGGUAAUAAAACCGGAAGAACUUAGGAUGGAGGGGAAGAUGGUGAAGAUCGUCACCAUGGAUUGCGACAUAGGCACAGCACAAUGUUUUAAUUUUAGUUGCUUCAUAAAGGAUCUGGAUGGAGAGAAGAGCGCUCGAAUUGUCAUCAGGUCUCGUCUGUGGAGCAGCACCUUUGUUUCGGAUUACAGAGACGUAAAUUUUGUCAGGAUAAUAUCUAGAGGCGGAAUCCAUCUGGAUCCUAAGCUCGGAAUCAAACAGAAGGAUUUGGAAAACGACAGGGCAAUGGCGGAGAGCAAAGUUCAGCCCGACAAAUCGCUGUAUCAAAAACCGGAACCCGUUCCGUUAUGGAUAAUCAUUUUGGCAGUUUGCGGAGGAGUGUUGUUGUUAAUCAUCGUUAUCCUAUGUCUGUGGAAAUUUGGAUUCUUCAAGAGGAGGAAACCCGGGUACAUGCCUGCAGAAACGAGUGAUAAAGAAAAAGAAGCCAACAACAUAUGACCCGUACCGAGCACGUAGAAGCUGUAAAAACUGUUCCGCUUUGGGAUUUUGAGAGUAAAGUUUCGUCAUCCCAAAGCAAAAAAAAACUAUUUAAUUCUAGAAAAAACUGCCAACACGCUUCCACGUGUGAUUCGUCACUUAACACGGAAUACAAAAGUUUGUUUCCAAAAUGACAUCUUUUGGUGAAGCGGAACAUGAACUACAGCCAUCUAUGGAAAGAAAGUUCUCUUAAACCAAUUUUUCGGUCGCACUACCAGAAAUUUUAAUACAACUUUCGAACAUUUUGUACGCGGUCGUAAUGGAUGUACAGAUUCGUUCACGGUUAUCCCGAAUUUUAAGGUCACUAGUGCUACUAGCAAUUUUUUUAAAGCUAUUUAUAUUAAUUUAGACAAUCUAGCAGUGCUAGAUACUAUCCAAUUUGUGUCGAAAACAAUGUUUACAAUUGUACAGAUCCAUUACAGAAGGCAAACUGUUUAAUAAUAGAAAUUCGAAGAAGAGAAAUGGAGCGCAUUUCUGUUCUUCGGAUGCAAUUUUGUAAACUCACAAGCCAUUGGCCCACUAAGUGCUCAAGAUGGUCACGGGCAAUUCGGUCGUCUUUCACAGUUUAGUUGUAUAAUUUCCAUUGUAGCUAACGUCUAACUUCAGGGAAAAAGGUAGGAAAAAAUCUACGCAGGUUUGCAGGUAGCCAGAAAUCUUCCCGACUUGCAGACAGCCAGGUCGCUUUUGUUAACGAAAAUUUAUGCCAUUUCAUUGUCUACUCGAAACCGUAACAGAAUUUACCAGUGUCGUUGCCGUAACGGGUGCUUUGUAUUAUCAAUUCGUAUGUCGUUAAGGUGUUUCUAGAAUCUGGUGCUACGUGUAAAUAUUGAAACCGAACAGACUAUCGGCACCCGGUUCCCGCAUUCACUCCAGGUUGUGCCAAAAUUCGGACCGGCCAUCGCGGUUACCAAAAUUGUUGAUUGUAGCGGUAUGUUAAUGGAGGAAGUGCGAAAUUCAAUAGUUGUUCGUUCGCCACAGUGUCUUCGGCCCUGUCUUUUUUUUUUGCUAUGCUAUAUUUAAAAAGGUUUUAAAAUUUAAUAAUUGUUAUAAUAAAGUUUAUAAAAAUUAA